CGGGUGUGAACUGUGAACUUGCUAAGUCUAUCAGCCGGCGCCGGGUUGCCUGGACGACCGCUGUUAUUUUUCACUAGUUUCUCUCUCGCAGGAUAAGGACAGUAACCCCGGCUUUUGAAUUACAACUCAUGAUGCCCAGGGUUCAAUCUGUUACUAUUAUGCAAACUACAACUACCUUUGAAUGAAGUUUAUACGGUUCUGACUCGCCAGAGCAGCAAGCAGAUUAGUGAGAUCAUGAAUCACCGAGUCUUAGCAAGAAGCUUUCAUAAGUUUCAGCAUCUCAACUGUAGUGUUCAGCCUAAACCAUUACAAAGAAAUGGUUGGGAAGCAGUAAUAGGGCUAGAAAUUCAUGCCCAGAUUUUAUCAGCUAGCAAACUUUUUUCUCGCACCAGCAACAAGUAUGGGGCACCACCAAAUACUCAAGUUAGCAUAUUUGAGUCAGCACAUCCAGGAACAUUGCCAGUUCUAAACAAGAGAUGUGUGGAAGCUGCUGUCAAAACUGCAGUUGCUUUGGGUGCAACAAUAAACAAAAUCUCUCGAUUUGACCGAAAGCAUUAUUUCUACCCAGAUCUCCCCGCAGGAUACCAAAUUACUCAGUCAGAAUUUCCUUUGGCAAGUAAUGGAAAAUUAGAAUUCAUCACAUAUAAUCCUUCAGUCCACAAGCUUCCAUAUCGACGUUCAGUCGACCUCAUACAACUCCAGCUUGAAGAAGACAGUGGAAAAAGUAUUCAUGACACAGAUAGCAACAGGGUUCUUGUGGACCUGAACCGUGCAGGGCAGCCCCUGAUGGAACUGGUCUUUGGCCCUCAGCUACACUCAGGGGAGGAAGCUGCAGCUAUGCUCAAGGAAGUUGCACUUAUUCUUAAGAAAAUUGAGACUUGCAACUGCAGGAUGCAUGAGGGAUCUUUGCGGGUGGAUGCUAACAUAUCACUUCACAGACCUGGUGAACCACUAGGCACUCGCACUGAAGUGAAAAAUUUGAAUUCUCUUCGAUCACUGGUGAAAGCAGUUGACUUUGAAAUAGAACGACAGAUAAACAUACUGGAAUGUGGUGGAAGUGUUAUUAAUGAAACACGCAGUUUUGACACAGAGACCAAGGAAACUGUGAGCAUGAGGGACAAGGAAGUUAUUCAGGACUAUCGCUUCAUGCCAGAGCCAAAUCUUCUUCCACUGCGCUUGUAUGACUCAUCAGAGCUUGGCUGUGAUAUGCAAGGUUCACUUGAUAUAUAUGAAAUUCGUUCCUCUGUACCUGAAUUGCCUGAGGCUGUGAGACAGAGGUUAAUGAGGGACUAUAAGCUCAGCUUGGAGACUGCUAUUAUAUUUGUGAAUGAAGAUGAUCUCUUGGCUUACUUCCUGGCAGUGAUGUCUAACAGAGCCCGCAAUCCUCAAAUAGUCACCAACCUCUUGCUCACUAAUCUUUUGGGUGUACUCAACUCUAAAGAUAUUCACAUCAGAAACAGUCCUCUCUCUGCAGCAGGUUUUGGGGAGAUUGUUGACAUGCAGCAAAGUGGCAAAAUCUCCCCAAGUGUAUCCGAAGAUGUCAUGAAUGUUAUUUGUGUUGAUGGAGACCCACGAACCCCAACACAGAUUGUCCAUGACAACAAGUGGAUCCAAAUAUCAGAUGAAGAUAUCAUUGAACACCUUGUGGAUAGGGUCUUAAGGGAAAAUCCUGAUCUGGUUCAUAAGUAUAAACAGAAGAAGAAAAAGAAGUUUCUGAAUGCCCUCAUGGGGAAAAUCAAGGCUACAACUGACUUCAAGACAAAUAUGAAUUUGGUGAAUGAUAUUCUGUCCAAGAAACUUGACUCUUAAGACAGUCGUGGAAUAUUUUGAUGUCUCGUAGAUGAAAAUCUGUAUGUUGGGUCUGAAGGCAAGUCUGUAAUUGUAAUAGGUAAAAUGUAGAAUUAAAGAGAAAAAUGCUUUCACUCUUCAUUCAGCUGCUAGGCUUAAUUUAUUAUACACAAGGAAGCUUGACAGAACAUUGAUGUAACAGGAAAGUGUAACUUUAGUUUUAAAUAUAGUAGUUAAAGUAUACAGCUGCUGAAAGACUGUCUCAAGUAACAAUGACGAGUACACGUUUUUACUAAACUAAUUGAAAAGAAACAUUAAUGCAACUUGGUUCAACAAAAUGACACUAUGCAUGGAUAAUUUCUAUUUUAAUAUGAAAUUGGUACAGAAAAAUUCCUUUAUAUCCAGACAUUUUACCUGCAGUUCUGAUCUAUCCUGGUAAACGAAAGUAGUAUAUUGUCUCCAGGUUGCUUUUCUAUCCAGAUCUUAAGAUGUUACAUGUUUCAGCUUCACAAAUUUGAUAAUGAUAUUCAAUUCCUCUCUGGUUUGUGUUAUUCUUGGAAGCAGUAGUAUAAUUAUUAUACAACAGUAUUUAUAAUAUUACAAUUCACACAGCAUGUUAUGUGUAAACUGGGUAGCAAUGCUACUAUAUGGUGCAUGGUCAAUAAACAAGCCCAGUGCAGAGCAACUCUGCAAGUAUAUA
Messenger RNA from Scylla paramamosain (green mud crab), 2488 nucleotides. It is a transcript of the gene GatB, whose product is annotated as glutamyl-tRNA(Gln) amidotransferase subunit B, mitochondrial-like. Gene Ontology annotation, cellular component: mitochondrion; glutamyl-tRNA(Gln) amidotransferase complex. The record is from RefSeq and is a predicted model, not a curated record. Gene Ontology annotation, molecular function: glutaminyl-tRNA synthase (glutamine-hydrolyzing) activity. Lineage: Eukaryota; Metazoa; Arthropoda; Malacostraca; Decapoda; Portunidae. Gene Ontology annotation, biological process: glutaminyl-tRNAGln biosynthesis via transamidation; mitochondrial translation. The transcript is spliced from 14 exons. Bases 235 to 1809 code for a protein of 524 amino acids.